AUGACGAAACUUUUGGACAUCAAGGAAAAAAUUAUACAAGUAAAUAAAAGGAGUGAUUCGAUGGAUACAGGCAUAAGUUCAAUAAGAGACUAUAAAGAAUAUCUUAUAAAAUACCAGGAACUGCUUACAAAUAAUGAAAAGGAUUUCGCUUUCAAAAUUGAAUCUGGUAAUGAAGCAACUUUGGAAAUCAAGGAAGAAAUUGUCGAAGAUUAUCGAAAUUUAUUGAAUAGAGGAAUAAAACCAAGUGAUAAUCGAAACUAUCAAUCAGAAGUACCUGAAAUGCAUCAGAGCAAAACAAAACAAAAAAUUUUUGAAUCAAAUGUGGAAUCAGAAAAGAAAUACAAAUGUGAAAAAUGUGCGCGAACCUAUGGACAGAAAAAGGAUUUGAAUCGUCAUCGAAAAUUUGAAUGCGACGUCAUCCCACAGUUUAGAUGUAAUUUUUGUGGCAAACUAUUCAAACGGAUAGGUACCAUGAGUUCUCAUGUGGAUCGUGUGCAUCAUAAAACAUACUUGCAUACCUCAAAACCAGGGCAUACUUGUGACCAAUGCUCUCGAAGUUAUCGUUCAUUAGGUGGUUUAUAUCAACAUAAGCGUUUAGACCAUGGAGCAAAUAAACCGCAAUUUAUUUGCUAUUUUUGCGGACAUAAAACGAAUCAAAAAUCAAAUUUGUCAAAACAUAUUACUGCACGCCACUCACUGUAGUCACUUUAAAAACAUUUUUUGUAC
This is a messenger RNA of Belonocnema kinseyi, 726 nucleotides long. RefSeq names its product zinc finger protein 701-like. Gene Ontology annotation, cellular component: nucleus. Gene Ontology annotation, molecular function: DNA-binding transcription activator activity, RNA polymerase II-specific; RNA polymerase II cis-regulatory region sequence-specific DNA binding. The record is from RefSeq and is a predicted model, not a curated record. The coding region runs from base 1 to 702 and encodes 233 amino acids. The transcript has 3 exons. Gene Ontology annotation, biological process: regulation of transcription by RNA polymerase II. NCBI's taxonomy places the organism in Eukaryota, Metazoa, Arthropoda, Insecta, Hymenoptera, Cynipidae.